AUGUCAUCUACGAUAUCAUCGCUCUUCUCCUUAGAAGGCCGCACCGCCGUCGUCACAGGGGGCACCCGAGGCAUCGGUCAGGCCAUGGCGCUCGCCCUGGCCGAGGCGGGCGCUGAUAUCAUCCUGGUUCAGCGCGAUGAGACCAGCACCACAACCAGGGAUGAGGUUGCUAACCGUAUCGGUCGCAAAGUGCACAUUCACGUGGCCGAGCUAUCCGAUCGCAAGGCUGUCAAGGAGAUCAUCCCGGCCGUGGUGAGCCAGGGCUUCAAGCCGGACAUUCUGCUGAACUGCGCCGGCAUUCAACGAAGACAUCCCAGCGAGAAAUUCCCCGAUGAGGAUUGGGACGAGGUCCUCGAAGUCAACCUUUCUCAAGUCUUCGUUCUGUGCCGCGAGUUCGGCGCAUACCUGCUGUCCCGCGACGGCUCUGAAUUUCCCUCCGGUCGCCGAGGCUCAAUUAUCAACGUUGCCUCUCUCCUGACCUUCCAGGGUGGUAUCACCGUCCCCGCCUACGCUGCGUCCAAGGGUGGCAUCGGUCAGCUUACCAAGGCCCUCUCGAAUGAGUGGAUCGCCAAGGGCAUCAAUGUGAAUGCCAUUGCUCCUGGGUACAUUGCGACGGAUAUGAACACGGCUCUCAUCAACGACGAGAGCCGAAAUGCAGGCAUCAUGGCCAGAAUUCCGGCCGGUCGGUGGGGUCAACCGGAGGAUUUCAAGGGCGUGGUGGUCUUCUUGGCGAGCUCUGCCAGCAGCUAUGUGUCCGGUGAAAUCAUCACUGUCGAUGGCGGAUGGAUGGGCCGGUGA
This is a messenger RNA of Penicillium diatomitis, 798 nucleotides long. Its product is annotated as putative 2-deoxy-D-gluconate 3-dehydrogenase. The coding region runs from base 1 to 798 and encodes 265 amino acids. Gene Ontology annotation, molecular function: oxidoreductase activity, acting on the CH-OH group of donors, NAD or NADP as acceptor. The record is from RefSeq and is a predicted model, not a curated record. NCBI's taxonomy places the organism in Eukaryota, Fungi, Ascomycota, Eurotiomycetes, Eurotiales, Aspergillaceae. The transcript is spliced from 2 exons.